AUGGCGUAUUCAUCGUCGCAUCCUACUUCCGCAGUUUUGGCCAGCACAUCAACAUCAUCGUCAAUUCGUCAACAGAGCAAUCAUAAUGCCAUCUCACACCAGCAGUCUUUAGCUCUAUCGUCUCGCAUUGUCUCCAAGAAAGCCGAGCUCGAGAAUUUAAUGCGGCUGCGUGAUCUAAGUGGCGUCAUGGCGAUGCAAAUGCAAGUCUUAGAGACGAAGAUAGGUACAUUAAAAGAUGGUACAGAAGCUGCGGCCUGCGUACUUGCAAAUUGGGACAACGUUAUACGGGCUAUCAGUAUGGCUUCAACAAAAGCUGCAGUUUCCAUAAGCACAAAAGAUCAAACCUCAAACGUUGAGACUGACCAUAACUUAAUGGUUGAGCGCCGUCUGCCGGCAACCCUUGUGCGAAUUCCUGUGGAAGAACGAGAAAGGCCGCAGGACUGA
Messenger RNA from Aspergillus lentulus, 444 nucleotides. Lineage: Eukaryota; Fungi; Ascomycota; Eurotiomycetes; Eurotiales; Aspergillaceae. The record is from RefSeq and is a predicted model, not a curated record.